Pistacia vera is the source of this 1820-nucleotide messenger RNA. RefSeq names its product suppressor of mec-8 and unc-52 protein homolog 2. Gene Ontology annotation, cellular component: nucleus. The transcript is spliced from 11 exons. The coding region runs from base 120 to 1820 and encodes 566 amino acids. Gene Ontology annotation, biological process: mRNA splicing, via spliceosome. The record is from RefSeq and is a predicted model, not a curated record. NCBI's taxonomy places the organism in Eukaryota, Viridiplantae, Streptophyta, Magnoliopsida, Sapindales, Anacardiaceae.
UUGGAAUUCAAUAUUCGCUCCAAAUCUUCUCCACUUCUCCUUGCUCAUCGUUUCUUCUGAAAUCUCCCUCCUCUUUGUAACACUCUAAACCCUAAUCAAAAUAUUAAACUUUCUCACCAAUGACUUCUGCAAAGAAAUAUUACAAGGAGAAAAUCGCUCGUCGAAAAGAGGAGAAACCGGAGGAGCCGGAUCAACCAAAAUAUCGGGACCGAGCUAAGGAGAGAAGAGAGGAUCAGAAUCCUGAUUAUGAAGCUACAGAAUUGGGCUCGUUUCACGCUGUCGCUCCUCCCGGCACUGUUGAUAUUCGGUCAGCUGAUGCGCAAAAAUUAUCCAUCGAGAAGAGCAAGUACCUUGGAGGUGAUGUGGAGCACACACAUUUGGUGAAAGGGUUGGAUUAUGCAUUACUUAACAAGGUGAGAAGUGAGAUUGACAAGAAGCCAGAUGCUGGAGAUGAAGCUGGUGGAAAGUCUAGAGCUUCAAAAGAAGACAACAAAGUGUCAUUUCGGACUGCAAUUGCUAAGUCAGUGUAUCAAUCUAUAGUCAAGCCUCAAACUGUUAUCAAGACAAAUGAGAUGUUCCUUCCAGGUCGAAUGUCCUUUAUUUAUAACAUGGAGGGUGGAUACACUCAUGAUAUACCGACUACCUUGCAAAGGAGUAAAGCUGAUUGUCCUGUUCCAGACGAAAUGGUUACUGUUAGUGUUGAUGGUUCUGUGCUAGAUCGAAUUGCUAAAAUCAUGACAUAUCUUCGCCUUGGAUCAUCUGGAAAGGUUCUCAAGAAGAAAAAAAAGGAAAGAGAUGCAAAGGGAAAGACUGCUACUGUUGUUGGUAAUGAAUAUGAUGAAGAUGAUAAACCAUCAAAACCUAAUGGUGGAAUACCAAAUAAUAGAACUGAAAGAGAGAUCUUGCCACCGCCUCCACCACCUCCCAGGAAAAGUCAUACUGAUUCAAUAGAGAAUCAAGGUCCAGCUGUUGCCAGGACAGAAGAAGAAGAUAUAUUUAUGGGGGAUGGUGUUGACUAUGAGGUUCCUGGUAAGGACAUGAGCCAAAGCCCUGUUUCUGAGGAUAUGGAAGAGUCUCCUAGAAAUAAGGAAAAAGUUUCCUACUUCAGUGAACCUGCUUAUGGUCCCGUCCCACCUGCUGCACCUCAGGGCUGGGAAGAUAUGAAUGGAUAUGAUGCCAUGCAAGCACAAGCGUUGGCUGGUGGCUACCAGGGAGAGUGGCAGGACUACCAAUAUGCUGAACAAUUGGCUUAUCCUGAACAAUACCUACAACCAGACAUGCAGGAUUAUGAUAUGCAAGCAGGUUUGAACAUGCCACAAGAUCCACGCUUCAUGACUCAAGAAGAAAAGGAUCGGGGCUUAGGUUCUGUGUUCAAGCGAGAUGAUCAAAGGCUUCUACAAUUGAGAGAGAAAGAUGCCCGAGAGAAGGAUCCCAACUUCAUCUCUGAGAGUUAUUCUGAAUGUUAUCCUGGGUAUCAAGAGUAUAACCGUGAGAUUGUGGACAGUGAUGAUGAAGAUGACUUGUCAAAAAUGGAUAUGGGUGGAAGGGCAAAGGGUCGUCUUCAUCGGUGGGACUUCGAGACAGAAGAGGAAUGGGCAACAUACAAUGAGCAGAAGGAAGCCAUGCCAAAGGCUGCCUUUCAGUUUGGUGUGAAGAUGCAAGAUGGGCGUAAGACACGGAAACAGAACAAGGACCAGAAACUUAAUAAUGAGCUGCACAAGAUUAAUAAGAUAUUAGCUAGAAAGAAGAUGGAUAAGGACGGUGGUGAAGGGGGCCAUUAUGAUGAUGAUUUACAACCUGGGAAAAAGGCUCGAGUAUGA